Molecule: messenger RNA, 3468 nt
Organism: Rhea pennata
Lineage: Eukaryota; Metazoa; Chordata; Aves; Rheiformes; Rheidae
Gene: EPGN
Product: epithelial mitogen
Exons: 5
Coding region: 71-550 (159 amino acids)
Biological process (GO): epidermal growth factor receptor signaling pathway; positive regulation of cell population proliferation; positive regulation of mitotic nuclear division
Molecular function (GO): epidermal growth factor receptor binding; growth factor activity
Source: RefSeq, a predicted model, not a curated record
GCACAGAUAAGCAGAGCAAACCAGUCAUCUGGAAAGAAGAGUUGAGAAGGUGUUAAAGCAGCUGCUUGCAAUGGCAUUUGGAAUGCUAAUCUAUAUUUUGCUGAAAGUAAGCAUCUAUUUGCAUUAUACAGCAAUGGGGGCACUGAGUGAAGAGUCAGCUAUUACCAUUUCAUCCCUCAGCACAGAAUUAUGGAAUAACUGGACAAAAAACGAUACUGAAGUAGACUACACAGAGCAACCAAGGCUCUUGAAGCUUAUGCAAGCCUGUCUUGAAGAACAUCAUAGCUAUUGUAUUAACGGGCUCUGUGCUUUUCACAGUGAACUGAAGAAACCCAUAUGCAAGUGCCUUGCAGGUUAUAAUGGAGAGAGGUGUGAACACUUAACACUAAAUUCCUAUGCACAUAAUUCUUAUGAACGCUACAUUGCUGUGGGAAUUGGUAUAGGAAUACUGACCAGUGGGAUACUUGCUAUCAUCUACUGCUACGUAAGAAAGAGAUGCAGAAAAUUGAAAUCGCCUUACAAAGUCUGCGUGAGUGAGACUGCAUUGUGAAGACCUGUCAUUGGGACAUUUACCAACUUGUCUGUAAACUAGCGAAGGUUUCGAUUUGGGAGGCCAUCCUGCACCAUCUAGCAGGUAUCUCAGCCUCACUGAUGAGGCGAGAUAAAGGGAAUGGCACAGCAUGGGCAUAAAGGAACUCCUGUAGAACUGAUGGGCUCCAUUCACUUUUGAAGAAAGAUUUCUAAUCUUUAAUAAAGGUUGCUAUACGAGCAGCUCGCAUCAGCUGAGGAUACUUCCAGCCUUCUCAGCACUCUCCUGUGGUUCACAUUUGCUGAGGGAAGGACUGAUUUGUUUUAGUCAUUUCCAGUCAUUUCAAGCCCUAGCAGAGUAUUCUGGCCUGGUCUUCUUCCCACUCCUCCUCCUUUCCUUUAUUUUUUCCUCUGGUGGAAAAGCACAACCUGUCUCAUAAUGGAAUUGUUUUCUGAACAUCACAUGCUGACAAGGAGCCACCUGAGUUCUUCUUUCACAAGCUCUGAUGCAUAUGUGCCUGGAUCAACAGUCCUCUUCCAAUACUGUACGUAUCUCCAGUGGACUAAGCAGAAUAUGGGCUUUCAUUGCCAUAUGGACAAAAUUGUAAAACGCUAAGGAAAAUAUAUGGUCCUCAGAGACUUACGUAAAAGUAAGAAUAAAAAUUAAACAGUUUCUGGAAAAUCAGAUCAUGAGAUCUCAGGGCAUUGCAAUUUCUUUCAAUUUUGACAGGCAAAGAAAUUAGAUAUCUUUAUCCAAAUGGAUAUUGAGUGUGCUCGCUGACAAAGAACUUAUAUAACAGCUCAUCAGAGACUCAAAACCAUCAGGCAAAACAUUGCCUUCCUGGACCAUGAUUUCAGACUAAGACUCCAGUUGCAAGGGAAGCUGAAUUUUUGUUAUGAAACUCCAAUAUAGCUUUGUCUAGGAAGCAAACUCACUCUACUCCAUUCUCACAGUAUGUGCACAAUAUCACCACUGAAAUAAGAAAGAAAUCAUAGAAUGGCAAGGUUGGAAGGGACCUCUGGAGAUCAUCUAGUCCAACUCUCAGUGUAGCCCCAUACGGGGAUUGAACCUAUGACCUUUAGCAGCACCACGCUCUAAUUAACUGAACUAAACCUGCCCAUGUGACUGCAGGGAUUUUGUUCUGCCCUCUCCUGACAGACUACUUAUUAGAUACUUAGGGUUUUGAGGUUAGUUGAUUUAUUUGUUUUUUACCUUGCCUGUGCAGAAACACCAAGGAAACACUAAGAGGAAGGAAGAAAAUUGGUUCUGAAGACUGUGGCGCUAACUGUGGUUUCUCACUGAUGUCUGGAGUAUUUACCAGUGCUGAUGAGACUGGCUUCAAGAGAUUUUCAUUUCUACUACUGCACAUUAUAGACACAUCUGUUUUGCUUAGUCAUCUAUGAGAAAGCAGCAGUUAGGUACCUCAGAAACCCUUGGAAUUCAUAUGGGUUAACGUCUGCUGCUGAGUUUGGGUGCCUUUCUCUAAAACUAAGUUUGUUGGUGAGCUCACUUUUAACAAAGGAUGUGCAUCAUUUGUUUAAAAACCUGAGUAUUUGUGAGCCUUUCAUGGUAAUGGUGAAAUGUGUAUGAAUGACUGGGGGCUUGAAAGGGGAAAUGCACAUUUAGCACUUCAGUGGUCUGAUACACUUGGCUUCUCACACAGGGGGAUCCUGGUCAGUAGCUGAGUUGUCUCAAUUCUAGAUUGAUACUAAUAAAUAAUAACAUGUCACACACUAUGUGGUUGGACUCCGUGUGCAACACAGGAGCCAGCAGCAAGCGCAUACAUUGAAAAGACUGUUGGUGAGGAGCUGAAUGGAGAUACAUGCCAGUCCUUUCCUUCAUGCAUUGACAUGAGCAUUUUCCACAAUGCAUUGAAUUGAUUUCCCAGCUCUCAGCCUAUUCAUUUUUUUCCGUCUCAAGAUAGAUCUUCAGAUCUCUGUCUUGUUUGUCCCUUCCAUUCUCCUGACCUCGUCCUUUGUACCUACUGGAAGGCAAAUUCUGCACUCCUUAUUUUUAGGUCAGGUUUCAAUAGCUGCCCUCAUGUAUUCUGUGUUAUAUAUAAUGUAGUGAGAGUACAAUUAGAUCCUAAUUAAAAUACACACAUACAUACACACAUGCAUAUACAUACGCACACACACUCUGCUCCCCCUCACUUGACAGACACUGCAGUGAGAUACGUAUUAGAAAUGUGCAUGUAGUGAGGAUUCUCACACAGGUGAGAGAUUUUUUUUCUUGUCCGUCUCCCAUAGCUAGAUAGACUGAAAGAGAAAAAGCCACAAAACUUUUGGCAUAUGGGCAGAUAUUCUUACCCGAGAGAGUUAUCUCUUCCUACACUCACAUUGUAAGUGUUGCAUUCAAUUCUAGUGGAACAGUCCUUGGGCACCAAAGAGGCUGUUUCUUGGAGGAAACACACAGAGAAACACAACUUUUUCAGGGCUUCAGGAAGUACUUACUGAUUACAAUCAGGUGCUGUGUACCAAAAGAAACACACACUGACUUUUUUUUUUUUAAGGUUGGUUAAACAUACAAACAUUUGGAGGCCUGAAAUGCAGACACUUAAAUAGUGGGGAGUUUUUCCAGUUUGUUUUCUGGUGCAAGGCAGCUCUGGAAAGGCUUUCUGUCAAAGUUAGCUGUGAUUUUUGUGCUAACUGAAGAAAAGCUCAUGAGGGAAAUACCAGAUGAAUCCAUGUCAUGCAAAAUGGACUUUGACAGUAUAUGUGUAAAAGGAGAUGAAAAUGGAAGAAUAGAAGGAAGAAGAGAAAUGAGAUCUUUGCUUUAUUCUUCUGUUUUCUCUUUUCAAGCAGUAUUGAGGCUUUCAAAAAUGGGUUCCUCACCACCAUGGUGCUGUAUGUUCUAGGUACUAAACCAUGACGUUUGAGCAGAUUGCCAUCUCCAUAGACAUCCAGGGCUGGUGGCACUGAUGACUGCUUUCUCCAUCA